Molecule: messenger RNA, 2909 nt
Organism: Strigops habroptila (Kakapo)
Lineage: Eukaryota; Metazoa; Chordata; Aves; Psittaciformes; Psittacidae
Gene: INSM2
Product: INSM transcriptional repressor 2
Exons: 2
Coding region: 1-1239 (412 amino acids)
Biological process (GO): regulation of cell cycle process; neuron differentiation; negative regulation of transcription by RNA polymerase II
Cellular component (GO): transcription repressor complex; nucleus
Molecular function (GO): RNA polymerase II cis-regulatory region sequence-specific DNA binding; DNA-binding transcription repressor activity, RNA polymerase II-specific
Source: RefSeq, a predicted model, not a curated record
AUGCCGCGAGGAUUCCUCGUCAAGCGCAGCCGGCGCCCCGGCGGCUCCUACCGGGCGCGUCCGCGGGAGCGGGACCCGGACCGGGACCCGCCGCCCGCCCCGCCGCCGCCCCCGCCGCCCGCCGCCGGGGGCAGCCCCGCCGCCAGCGCCGCGGGGCCGCGGGCAGCUCUCUUCGAGCGGUGCCUCAGCUCCCCCGCCUCCGCCGAGUCCUUCCCCCUGGCCGCCUCUUUCCCACCCGCCGAGAAGCUGCUGCUGCAGCCCCGCACGCCGCUGCCCGUCCCACCGCCGCCGCCGGUGCCCGCGCUGAAGCGGCCGUCGCGGGCCAAGGCGCCGGCCAAGAAGGCCAAGGCCACGCGAAAGCUGAGCUUCGCCGACGAGGUGACCACCUCGCCCGUGCUGGGGCUGCGCAUCAAGGAGGAGGGUCCCGAGGGCCGUCCGGGGCCGCCGACGGGGCGCACGCCGCUGGGCGAGUUCAUCUGCCAGCUGUGCAAAGAGCAGUACGCGGACCCGCUGGCGCUGGCCCAGCACCGCUGCUCCCGCAUCGUGCGCGUCGAGUACCGCUGUCCCGAGUGUCACAAGAUCUUCAGCUGUCCCGCCAACCUGGCCUCGCACCGCCGCUGGCACAAGCCGCGGCCCGGCCCCACCGCCGCCGUCCCUGCCGCCGCCGCCGCCCCGCCGGGCAAGGAGAACAGCCCCGAGCGGCUACCCCGCGGUCCCGCCGCGCCCCCUCCACAGCCGCCGCCGCCCCGUCAGCACCGCGGCGGCGCGGACAGCGCCAGCGGCGCCCCGGUCCCCCCCGGCCCUGCUCCCGGCAGCGCUCCCGGCCCCGUCGGGGAGGCGUUCGCCUGCCCCUGCUGCCAGAAGCGGUUCCGGCGGCAGGCCUACCUCCGCAAGCACCUGGGCACCCACGGGCCGGCGCGGCCCGCCGCCUACGGCCCGCCGGAACGCGGGCAGCUCGCCUUCGCCUGCCACCUCUGCGGCGCCCGCUUCCCCUCGGCGGACAUCAGGGACAAGCACCGGCUGUGGCACGCCGUGCGGGAGGAGCUGCUGCUCCCGCCGCCGCCGGCAGGGCCCCCCGAGGGCGGCGCGGUGGGCGGCGAGCGGCAGGGCUUCCCCUGUAAGCAGUGCCCCGCCACCUUCUUCAGCGCGCCCGGGCUGGCGCGGCACGCCAGCAAGUGCCACCCGCCGGAGAGCAGGCAGGUCCUGCUGCUCCAGGUGCCCGUCCGGCCGGGCUGCUAGGAACGGGACUGCUCCGGGAGCCCGGGCGGGCCGAGCGAGUCCUGUCCACGCUGUAAUUCCUAUGGAAAAUCAUGGCUACGACGGCGGAGGGGCCGCCCGCGGACUCCUGCCUCUGCCCUCCCCGGUUGGCGGGUAUUGGAGUUCGGCCACGCGGCAGGAGGCUGAGCCGACGGGCGGCACCGCCGGGGCAGGCGGCAGCGCCCGUGCUGAGCCCUGCAGGGACGGUGGGAGCGCAGCGCGGCCCGUGGGCCGCCGAGCAGCCGCAGGGAGGACUGGCGGUGUGGGCACGGCCCCGGGCUGGCGGCAUCAGGCAGGGAGCCGGGCCCUGCCAGCGUCUGCCGGGACGCAGGCGAUGCGGGGAACCAGGCGUCAGCUCACUGCGAGUACAUCUUCUGUAGCUACCCCUCGGAUAGGAGUACAGCUGUAUAUACGAUAUUUAAAGAGAGGAAUUAUUUUUCGUGAGAAAAUGAGCUUAAUCUAGUGACCUUGUUUUAAUAGCCUUAGCCCCUGAGCUUCAACAUUUAAGUUAUUGUGAGGUGUUUUGUUUGCUGUACUCUGUACUAAGAUAGCUGAGAAGGUAAAUGUUCAUAUUAAGUCAAUGUCAAGUCAUACAAUAGCUAGCAAAACGUAUGGAAAAUGAAUUGUGCUGUCCGCUUAAAGUAUGAGGUGUCAAUCUCUAUAGCUAAGUGCGCAUCUCCCGCUUGCUCUGUGUUCCUGUGCUCUAGCUAGCAACUGUGCGGUAGGCAAACGCACGUCUCCAGCAGCUGCCCAUUUCAAAACCCGCUCUGUUAGUGGCUUGUCAGUGUGGCAUCAACAAUGGCACAAGGAACAGUUGGGUCUCAUCAGGCCUUGCCAGCCCCUGUGGUGUGGCAGGCAGAGGGGCCCUGUCCGCAGCUGGCUUUUUUGGGCAGCCUCUGACCCCUCUUCCCCGUGAGCUCCUCUGAGCCUUGUGAACAGCUGAAACUAGAACAUGAAGCAGCCUUUUGACAUGUUGCUGAAGCAUGGGUGGCAGGCUGCCUUCCUUCUCUCUAACGAGACCUACUUUCAGCAAAGCAACCCGCGGCAUGUAUGGCUUUCACGGUGCUCUGGCCACAUGCUUUGAAAUACUGUUGAAUUUACCAGCUCUGACAUUUCAGCCAGUAUUUAUUUAUUUAUUCGUAAUUUAUUUAUUUAUUUUUCAACGCAGGAGUGCUUGUUUCUAAAUGUGGUAACAGGUGAGGCCAAAAAUAAGGGCAAACAAAAUUCAAUAAAGGAUUUAAAAGCUCACGCCCUUCUUGAAUUCAGCAGGGCGAAGUGGGUCAGCUGGUGAUUUCUGAAGAACCAAACCGAUCCCAGCCAUGGUCUUUGUUCUAACACUCUCUCUGAAAUGAGUAUGCAAAAUAUGUCAAUCUCUUGAUUAGCAUCCUCCAAGGCAAUUAUUUCUGUAGUUUUAUAUUUUGUUACACAUGACAAAAGAAUCCUGUAUUUCAACCCGAAGGCUGAAAGCAAGUGCUUUAUUUUAAAUGUGUUUCAUGGACCUUCUUGUUUUAGUUCCAGGACCUGGACAAAUGAAUACGAUAUAACCUAUAAUACAAUAUAACCUAAAGCAGGCAAGAUUUGCAAUCUGAUGGAGGAGGCUGAACUAGUGGCUUGCUCUUCUCAUAUGCCAGAAAUAAAGCAUGUUAUUUUAA